Funneliformis mosseae is the source of this 876-nucleotide messenger RNA. The record is from the annotation of a GenBank genome assembly. Lineage: Eukaryota; Fungi; Glomeromycota; Glomeromycetes; Glomerales; Glomeraceae.
AUGGACGCGUUAGUUGAAAGUUUAUUGAAAGCUAAUCUCGAUGAUGAACAAGAACCGUCAAGAUCAGCUCAUGCUUCAGACGCUUCCGAUGAAGAAUCAAAUGUCUCCUCCACACGAAAUAAUACUGUAGAAACACCUCCACAACAUGGUGGCCCACAAACAGGUCCUAAAGGAGUUUUGGCAGAUCAUAGAUAUCAUAAACAACAAGUACAACAACAAAAGGCUGCGGCUAUAUUUGCACAUAAUGAGCGUAUGAUGUCAAAAGCUUUUAUCACUACGACAUACCAAGAAGACCAAGAAGAAAAAGCUCAAGAGAAUCUAUUAAAAGAAUUAGAAAAUAUUAGCUCAGACGAUGAAGAAAUGUUAAAAAAAUACCGUAAUCAAAGAUUAAAAGAGAUAAAAGGCGUGACAAAUAUUAAUAAAUCAUUAAAAAAAAGAUUUGGUAGUUUAAAAGAAAUAUCUGCAAAUCAAUACGUCAAAGCCAUCGACAAUGAAGCAUCUAAUGUUUGCGUUAUUGUACAUUUAUAUGAAAACUCAAUUCCACAAUGUAGGUUAUUAAAUGAAUGUUUGAUCCACUUGGCUCGAAAAUUUGUUGGAGCUAAAUUUCUCAGAAUUCUCGCACAUGAUUUAGAAUUUGAUCCAAUUGGUUUACCUGCUUUAUUAGUUUACAAAAAUGGUGAAUUAAUUGCUAAUUUGGUUAAAAUAACUGAAGAAAUCGGUGAGACAAAUUUUGAUGCAGAUACUGUAGAAGAAGUGUUAAUCAGAUAUGGUGCAAUUAACGUAAAUGAAGAUAUUGACGAUUUAUUAUUCAAAGAUUAUUCGAUGUCUCGAAUUUUUGGAACUGGUAAACAUGAUGAUGAUGAUUAUGAUGAUUAG